GCGCAGUAGCCGCAGCGCGCCGUGGAGCAGCCCGGCAGCGGUCUUCGUUUCCGGUGCGACUGGCCGGAGCGGCGGUGGGCGUCAUGUCGCUGUCCCACUUGUACGGCAAAAAUGAAGCCGUGGUGGAGGACGACGACGUGGAGAUGGAGAAGUUCGAGAUCACCGACUGGGAUCUCCAGAAUGAGUUCAACCCCAACCGGCAGCGCCACUGGCAGACCAAAGAAGAGGCCACGUACGGCAUGUGGGCUGAGCGUGAUUCUGAUGACGAGAGGCCCAGCUUUGGGGGCAAACGGUCUCGAGACUACUCUGCCCCUGUCAACUUUAUCAGUGCCGGGCUGAAGAAGCCAGCGGGUGAUGAGAUAACGGAUGAAGAUUCUGAUGAGGAUGAGAAGCCUGUGAAGCAGGAGGAAAUUCCCAAGGAGUUUGUGCCAAAGAAGUUAAAGACCGGUGGCAAUUUCAAACCCAGCCAGAAGGGCUUUGUUGGAGGAGCCAGGCCCGUCACAGACCUCGGCAGCUGGGAGAGGCACACCAAGGGCAUCGGGCAGAAGCUUCUUCAGAAAAUGGGCUACGUGCCUGGCAGAGGCCUGGGGAAGAAUGCUCAAGGUAUUAUCACCCCUAUCGAGGCCAAGCAAAGGCGAGGCAAGGCAGCCAUAGGGGCAUAUGGCUCAGAACGAACCAGCCAGUCGCUGCAGGACUUCCCCGUGGUCGACUCUGACGAAGAGGCGGAAGAGGAAUUCCAGAAGGAGCUCAGCCAGUGGCGGAAGGACCCGAGCGGGGGCAAGAAGAAGCCCAAGUACUCCUACAAGACGGUGGAAGAGCUGAAGGCCAGGGGCCGGGCAGGCAAGCAGCUGUCGGCCCCUCAGAAGGAGCUGGCACCCGUGAAGGUGAUCGACAUGACCGGCCGGGAGCAGAAGGUGUACUACAGCUACAGCCACAUCAGCCAGAAGCACAACAUCCCCGACGAGGACUCUCAGCAGGGCCCGCUGGGCAGAGACGCCAAGGUGCAGGCGUUCGCCCUGCCCGAGCUGGAGCACAACCUGCAGCUCCUCAUCGACCUGACGGAGCAGGAGAUCAUCCAGAACGACCGGCAGCUGCAGUACGAGCGGGACAUGGUGGUCAACCUGAGCCACGAGAUCGAGAAGAUGGCCGAGGUCCUCGCCCAGGAGGAGGCGGACAUCCGCAACCUGGGCAAGGUGCUGGAGCUGGUGGAGGAGUGCGAGAGGCGGAUGCAGCCCGGCUGCGAGGACCCCCUCACACUGCCCGAGUGCGCCAAGGUCUUUCAGACCCUCCAGGACAAGUACUUUGAGGAGUACCGGAUGUCUGACCGCGUGGACCUGGCUGUGGCCAUCGUCUUCCCCCUGGUUAAGGACUACUUCAAGAACUGGGACCCGCUGAAGGACUGCACGUACGGCACCGAGAUCCUAGCCAAGUGGAAGGGCUUGUUGGAGAACGAUCAGUUACUCUCGCACGGUGGGCAGGACCUCGCCUCGGACGCGUUUCAUAGGCUGAUGUGGGAGACCUGGAUGCCGUACGUACGGAGCGCCGUGGCACAGUGGCAGCCUCGGAAUUGCAUCCCCAUGGCAGACUUCCUCGACAGCUGGGGCCACAUCAUUCCGGUGUGGAUCCUGGACAACAUUCUGGACCAGCUGAUCUUCCCCAAGCUGCAGAAGGAGGUGGAGAACUGGAACCCGCUUACCGACACGGUCCCCAUCCACUCCUGGAUCCACCCGUGGCUGCCGCUGAUGCAGGCCCGGCUCGAGCCGCUCUACUCGCCCAUCCGCAGCAAGCUGUCCAACGCCCUGCAGAAGUGGCACCCCAGCGACUCCUCCGCCAAGCUCAUCCUGCAGCCCUGGAAGGAGGUCUUCACCCCGGGGUCGUGGGAGGCCUUCAUGAUCAAGAACAUCGUGCCCAAGCUGGGCCUCAGCCUGAACGAGCUGAUGAUCAACCCGCACCAGCAGCACAUGGACGCCUUCUUUUGGGUGGUGGACUGGGAAGGGAUGAUCUCCGUCUCCAGCCUGGUGGGCCUCCUGGAGAAGCACUUCUUCCCCAAGUGGCUGCAGGUGCUGUGCUCCUGGCUCAGCAACAACCCCAACUAUGAAGAGAUCACCAAGUGGUACUUGGGCUGGAAGUCCAUGUUCUCGGACCAGGUGCUGGCUCACCCCUCCAUCAAGGAGAAGUUCAACGAGGCCCUCGACAUCAUGAACAGGGCCGUCUCCUCCAGCGUCGGGGGAUACGUGCAGCCAGGCGCACGGGAGAACAUCGCGUACCUCACGCACACCGAGCGCCGGAAGGACUUUCAGUACGAGGCUAUGCAGGAGCGCCGGGAGGCCGAGAACAUGGCGCAGCGCGGGAUCGGCAUGGCCGCCGGCUCCGUGCCGAUGAACUUCAAGGACCUGAUCCAGACCAAGGCGGAGGAGCACAACAUCGUCUUCAUGCCCGUCAUCGGGAAGCGGCACGAAGGGAAGCAGCUGUACACCUUCGGGCGCAUCGUCAUCUACAUCGACCGCGGCGUGGUCUUCGUGCAGGGGGAGAAGACCUGGGUGCCCACCUCCCUCCAGAGCCUCAUCGACAUGGCCAAGUGAGGGCGAGGCGAGGCGAGGCACUGGGCCCCGGGCGGGCGGCGGGGCGGCUGAAGCGCUCGCUGAGGAGGGCCGGGGGGCAGUUGCCGCGGGCCCCUCGGCCACGGACAGCGGUGGCACUUGGAAGGAGCCCGGCAGCCCCAUGGCGACACCCGGGGGGCAUCCAGGUUGGCUGUCGGCUGUCAUAGGGUGGAUGCGUGCGCAGCCUCAGUCCCACACUGGGCCUCGCCAUUCGUGGGGAAUGCUGAGGGGGGAAGAGCCCUCCUGCGUUCCUGGCCCGUUUCUGGGCUGCCUGGGGGCGGGGAGGGGGUUGGCUGAACCCAGGCCGGGUGCUGCACCAGGGCUCUUCUGACAUUUCCAGCGGGAGGAAAUAACUUUAGAAAAGACAAAAAGAGUUUGGUUUGCCUGGGCUUUUUUAUUAUUAAAAUACUCCACGAACACUCAA
Messenger RNA from Varanus komodoensis (Komodo dragon), 3024 nucleotides. RefSeq names its product tuftelin interacting protein 11 (gene TFIP11). Gene Ontology annotation, cellular component: U2-type post-mRNA release spliceosomal complex. The record is from RefSeq and is a predicted model, not a curated record. The transcript has 13 exons. Gene Ontology annotation, biological process: spliceosomal complex disassembly. Gene Ontology annotation, molecular function: nucleic acid binding. Bases 84 to 2582 code for a protein of 832 amino acids. Lineage: Eukaryota; Metazoa; Chordata; Lepidosauria; Squamata; Varanidae.